Cataglyphis hispanica is the source of this 2064-nucleotide messenger RNA. Its product is annotated as transmembrane protein 68. The coding region runs from base 677 to 1618 and encodes 313 amino acids. Gene Ontology annotation, cellular component: membrane. Gene Ontology annotation, molecular function: acyltransferase activity. The record is from RefSeq and is a predicted model, not a curated record. The transcript has 6 exons. NCBI's taxonomy places the organism in Eukaryota, Metazoa, Arthropoda, Insecta, Hymenoptera, Formicidae.
UUUAAGUAGUUACGAAAUAUUUUAGAAAGUAUUUUUUUUAUUCAAGUAUCGCUAUUAUUAUAUAAUACCGCAAUUAUUUCAUAUAUGUAUAUAUUAAACAGUGCAUAUUUCUAUAGUCAAAGAUACUUCUAUAGUCAAAGUAGUAUAUGCUGUAACUGUACUAUUAUGCUAUUGAUAAUAUAUUGACAGACUGCUACUGCAUAUUAUAACAUGACAGUGCACUUGACAGUUAUACGCAUUUAGCGUCUUUCCGAUCGGUUAUUUCAGAGUUGAUUCAUCAAUAUAUAUAUAUAAUAAAUAUUACAUAAAAAAUAAUAAUUAAAGAAAUAAUAAUUUGAUACAAUGAUGCGAUAUAAACAUGUGUUAUAAAAACAAAAUUGACACAUAUCACUUUAUUAAAUGACUCAAUAGAAUUUAAAUUGACGAUUAUUAAUACUUAAUAUAUGCGAUAAUAAUGUACUUAAUCGAACGCAUAGUAAUUAAUUUCGCAGGAAAUGAUUUUAGAAUAUAAAUGAAAAUGCUAAACAUGCUGAAUGUGUAUAUACAAGGUCAUAAAAUCGUCAGUCUGUUAGCAACAGUGAAUACGUAGGAUGCUUUCUGCAAAGAUAUUACACUCAAUCAUUUUAUUAAUUAAUCUUUGUCUUAGAUAUUUCUUUUCUUAUAUAUAAAUCUAAAUAUGUUUUCCAUUGCAUACAAUGUAUGGCCCAUAUUAGAAGAGACUAUAGUUGAAUAUAUCGACGUGGAUUUUACAUUGUGGCUGUCAUGGCUCUUAAUGCCACUUCUCAUAACAUUUCUGCUCCCGCUUGUGAUUGUGCUACUAUUGUAUUCAACUUCCAUAAUAUUAUAUAUCUACAAGUUACACAGAGUUAGACUAAGAAAUGCUUAUGGCACUGCAUGGCAAAAUGCAGCACGUUAUAUGGUUGCAGCUCUCUGGGAUGCACAUGGUUGGAUUUGGCAUGGAUAUGAAAUUGUGGGCUUAGAAAAUAUCCCACAAGAUAAACCAGUAUUGUUUAUAUAUUACCAUGGAGCUAUUCCAAUCGAUUUGUAUUAUUUCACAUCCAAAGUGUUUUUAUUUAAUUCAAAACUAGUCCAUACAGUAGCAGAUCGAUUUCUUUUUAAAUUUCCUGGAUGGUCGAUCAUUUCUGAUGUUCUAAAAGUGAUACCUGGUACAAUUCAAACAUGUUCUGCUAUCUUAAAAGAGGGUAACAUGCUCUCUAUCUCUCCGGGUGGAGUAUAUGAAGCUCAGUUUGGGGAUUCUUAUUAUGAACUUAUGUGGAAAAAAAGAACAGGUUUUGCAAAGGUUGCCUUAGAUGCAAAAGUGAGUAUAAUUCCUUUCUUUACGAGAAAUAUCAGAGAAGCAUUUAGAACAGUAAGUUGGGGAAGAAGAAUGUGGUUGAGGAUAUAUACUUGGACAAAAUUUCCUUUUGCACCGGUCUAUGGUGGCUUUCCAGUAAAAUUGGUAACAUAUGUGGGUAAGCCUAUUCCAUACGAUGGAAAUCUUACACCUGAAGAGUUGCAGCUAAAGGUUGCUAAUGCUCUUAGAAAUUUAAUAAAAGAACAUCAAAUAAUACCUGGUAACAUAACACGGGCUUUAAUAGAAAGAAUACGUAAUAGAUAGAAAGAUUAAUAAUCUCUCUUCUUUCAUGUACUUAACAAUUAAUGAAGUACAAUUCUCAGUAUUUUUUAGAAUUUAUUUUAAUUUAAUUGAUUAUUUUUUUUUUAGAUGUUGACAUUAAAAGAUAAAUGUAGUAAAUUUAAAAAAUGGAGGAAUACAUUUGAUACAAGUUUUUUCUACAUUUAUAUUUGAUUUUAUAUUUGUAUUUGAAUACAUAGUUGUUUAUUAUAAUUUAUAAUAAUAUAGUUAUAAUUUUUAUAUAUGUAUACAUGCGCGAGGAAACAGGAAUGCCUUAAUACAAAUUUAAGCACAUAUUUCCAUGUAUAUUUCACGAUAUGCCUAAAUUCAUGUAUUAAGAUAUUUGUUUCUAUAUAAUUUAAUAUACAUACAAUGUAAAAUAAUUCCCUGUGUAUUGUGUUAAAUAUGAAAGCAAAUGUGAUUAUUUACUA